Uranotaenia lowii is the source of this 2330-nucleotide messenger RNA. RefSeq lists its product as uncharacterized. The record is from RefSeq and is a predicted model, not a curated record. NCBI's taxonomy places the organism in Eukaryota, Metazoa, Arthropoda, Insecta, Diptera, Culicidae. Bases 196 to 2106 code for a protein of 636 amino acids. The transcript has 3 exons.
UCCCUUUUCGUUUCCUCUCUCUUGUACUCAAAAUCGUCAAAAUAUUUUUACAUCGUCAUAUGCACUUUUCCGUCCUCCGAAAAGCAAAAACUUGUGUUUUAAUUUUCGAAAAAAUGAUGAAAUUUAUCUUACAAAACAGUUUAUCCGGCUAGAAUUCUUUACGUUUACCUACUCGUCAUAAAUUAUUCCCGAAUAAUGUACAGUAAGUUCGAUACCAGUGAGUUUACGCGACGCCUCAAACGAACCUUCGACGGAAACAUUUCGUAUCGGAAGUUGUUCCUGAUUCUGUUUGUGGUUGCCGUGUUUCUUCUGUAUGUCGGGCCAUCGUUUUUGCGAUGGCUGUUUGGACGAAGCGAACCCGCAAAAGAUCAUACGAAUCGCUGUAUGGAUGACCGGUUGACCCCGUUCUAUUUGCAGAAUUUAGAGUUCAAUGUAAACAUCCGGCAUCAGCCACCGUUUCCACAUGAGCACGACGCAAUCCCGUAUGUGGGGAAUGGACUUUUUGGGCUGGAAAUUCAAUCCGACGCACAUUUGAACAUCUUCCGUGGUCGUGCCCUUACGGAGCAGAUCAAUUUUCACCCCAUAGUGAGCGUUGCUACCGGUCAAGGGACUGCCGCUCGAGGGGAUUCCAGCUUUGAGUCGUCCCAUCGGGAAGCAACGGUGGUCGAAUAUCUAAGCGGAAUCGUUCACCGGUUCCAGUGCUUUCCGGAAGGCUAUUUCGUUUCUUACCAGUACUAUGCUCACAGAACCAUGCCAUCGGUGCUGGUUCAGGAGAUACAGAUAACGAACACCAAGAAUCAACUUGUUGAUGUUGAGUUGGUUGUACCGAGAAUUUCCGAUUGGCCGACAGCGAUUACCAAGAGUGUUAAACUUCAACACGGUUCAACCAUUCUUGAGUACCAAGCGAUAACGGGUUCGGUGGAUGUUCCGGGUACGAUGGCAGAUGACGGAGGUAAACGGAUCAGAGUGGUUUCAAUAGUGGCACGGAAAAUGCCCCGGGUGAUAACGCUUAAAAAACGAGGUACCACUAAGCUUGAGCUACUGAUGACCAUCAGUUAUUCCGAUCCGAUCAAUCGUGAUAAGUUCGCGACCUUCCGCGAUUUGACCGAGCAGCAAGCGCUGGAUUCAAUGAACAAGGCGCUUCAGGCAGCCGAACACGGGGAACAUAAUGCUUACUAUGCAUUCAAGCGUGACCAUGUGAGGGUUUGGAACAGUUUAUGGGAAACUGGAUUUCAUAUUAGUACAUCGAAAGCGGAAAACACGCUUAACGGAAAUGACAUAAACGCCACGAUGUACGCUGUGAUUUCACAGUCCAGGGCUUAUGAGUUUGAGGAAUUGAGCAGCCCUCAGAAGAAAGCAGAAAUUGCGAGAGCUUUGACUUAUGCUGAAGGGUGUUAUGACAGUUACCACACUUUACAGGCAGAAAAUCUGUGGAAAAAGUUGAGCAGUUUGGAGGAAUUUAAUUCCGUUGUUGCUUCCUGGAUGUUGACUUUGGAAAAGCAAGGCUGUCACAAUCUCCUGAAAGCGGGUGCCAGCGGAAUUGUUCAAGCGAUGGUUCUCAGUUUUGGUGGGUUCCGUUUCAGUAAUCAGCAUUUGGAGUUGAAUAUCCAUCCUAAAUAUCUGCACCGAGAUUAUAAUUUCCGUCGACUUAAUUAUGGAAAUAUGACGCACGUUAAUGUGUCGAUUACCGUGGGAGAUGACAACAAAGCGGUGCUGUAUGUAGCCUUGGAUCGAUCGGAUCGUAGCUAUUACGCCUGUGAUGCUGGAUGCUUGGACAUACCGAUUCAACUGGGUCCAUCCAAAACCCUUUUUCCUGUCAAGCUUACUGAGCCACUCACAUCAAUUCUCUACAUAACUUCGGAUAAGAUACACAUGGAAGACUUGCGGCAUGCUAUUCACGUCAAAGAAGUUGUCGAAGCUCCGGCCCACGAACAUCAUGUGAUUGCCCUACAUCGCCACGGCCAUUCGUUGGGCGGACUACCGACCCUUUUCUGGGUUUCCAUAUGCGUUAUCAUCAUCGUGUUCCACGUGUUCCUGUGCAAGCUGAUAGUGAAGGAAUACUGCGAACCCCCGGACAAAAUGCGGUACCGGUACAGCAAACCUUAGAGAGAUUUGGGCUGCAGCAGGGGGCGCAGAAAGGAUGGCACCGUGUGUUUUACUACGAUAGAUAGAGACUGUACAUAGAGUAGCGUUAUCGUUCCGUUUCCUUUCGUCUGUGCAUAACAAUUUGUAAACCAAUAGACAUUUGGUUCUGUCUAAAUAAGAUAUAGUAAUAUUCGCGAACAGCUUUGGUCAGCAAUGCUAAAUCUACAAUAAAAUGUGUACUAGGU